AUGCGGCUAAAUCAUUUCCUCCCGCUGGGCGGCUCUGAUGCGACUGUCAGCGCAACCACCCUCUACUGCACUCUUGCGCUGGCUCUCUUUCACCUGGGCCUUGCUGAUGUGGCGAACCCAGCUAGCUGGCCAGGGGAAAAUGAGGGCAACGUGAGCAUUGGAGGCGCGCAGUUUCCGUACGCCCUAGUGUCCCACCAGGGACUUGUCCUUGAAGAUGCUACGGAUGAAGCUGGAGAGAUGCGGGGUCUCGAUAUCAACCGUCGAGCUCCCGAGGAGUCGUCUGCACUAUCAGACAACAAGUCCAAGAAAAACACCAUCAAACUCGGCCAAAUGCAGUGGUGGUAUUUCCCACAAGAUGCCGGGAACGACAAGACGACGAAUGAGACUUCGGGCGACCAGGCUCAUGAGAAUUUGAAACGCUCACGCACCGUGUUUAUCUCUCUGACUACCUGCUCAAAACCGAGCGUCGACAAAUCUGAUUCCGGCCAUGAGCCAUCGCUACCUCAGCUCGAGGCUUACGUCUCUAUAUCCAAUUCUUUGCAGAAACCAGGACCCGACCAAGACUUCAGCAGUCAGACCAAAAUUGAAUCCGAGGAGGGCUAUAUGAGCAUUGCCACAGCGGCUCAAGGGGAUGUCUAUAUUGGUGUUGCCGCUCCCAAAAGCAGCGACUACUCCGGGUCAUAUAGUUACGAAAUCGCUGCUUCGACCGAUGGUUAUUACCACAACGUUGAUGAUGAGGAUCAGUUCGCACGCUUUUUGGACUCAGACGCGAAUGCCGCGCUGUUUGCCACACAGAGCUUGACAGAGUCAAGCCUAAAAUUACAGAAUGCCAGCAAUUGGACCAACAUGACACCCCCGUACACCAUGUUUGUCAGCAACGUGAACAACACCGCCAUCUCGGGCUUGCAACGGUCGUACUGUGCCCUCAAUCAAUUUGCCCAGAUUGGGAAAAGUGGGCAUGGACUACGAACAAGCAUGGCCAACCGAAGCGAGGAAAUCGAGGAGCAGCUUUAUGUCACGGGACUCAAUCGAAGUUCUGACUACAUUGGGAUUCUGGCGAUGGACGGCAAUUCGACGAAGAACGGGAACGCCGGGGGCGGCGGGAAAGUAUGGAAACCAUUCCGGUUCUCGACGAAAGCAGAGGACAAUUGCGCCGUUCUAUUCAAUCUGUCAUUCUGCUCCGACAUUGCGUACGCGGUGCCUUCCAACCCGUCAUUGAAGGCAGCAGAGCUGGGGUCCAUCUACGAUGACUAUGCCGCCGCCAUGUACAAAAACUUCUCCUACUCCCUUGACCAGAUCCAAUGCGAUGCUCCCGACGAAACCCGAUUCUCUCUAGCCGUCGGAUGCGACGACUGCGCCAGGGCGUACAAGCAAUGGCUCUGCGCCGUCACCAUCCCCCGGUGUUCCGACUUCUCGAGCUCGGAGAAGUUCCUGCGGACUCGCAACGCCGGCCAGAAGUUUCUCAACGGCACCUCGCUCGACGAUCAGGAUCCCCUGCGCCGCAGCCCGCUCACCAACCAGUCCCGGAACUCGUUGAUAGACAGCGACAUCAAACCCGGGCCAUACAAGGAGGUUCUCCCCUGCCAGGACGUAUGCUAUAACCUCGUCAAGAGCUGCCCGGCGGCGCUCGGGUUCAGCUGUCCCGACGGGAAAUGGCUGAAUGCCUCGUACGGCAUGCGCUCUGAUAACGCGAGCAUUACUUCCUGUAACUACCCGGGGGUGGAAGCAUGGCGAAGUGGUGCACCGGAUCUGCAUCGAUCUCUCUGGAUGAAUCUGCAGAUUUUGGCCCUCGUGUGGGUUCCUUUUUGGGUCCUAGGAAACUAG
Messenger RNA from Aspergillus melleus, 1824 nucleotides. Its product is annotated as MID1 family protein. NCBI's taxonomy places the organism in Eukaryota, Fungi, Ascomycota, Eurotiomycetes, Eurotiales, Aspergillaceae. Gene Ontology annotation, biological process: calcium ion import across plasma membrane. The transcript has 2 exons. The coding region runs from base 1 to 1824 and encodes 607 amino acids. The record is from RefSeq and is a predicted model, not a curated record. Gene Ontology annotation, molecular function: calcium channel activity.